AUGAACCCGAGAACCCGCUCUUCGCACCGUGCCUUUGCACGCCAGGGCGAGCCCCAGAACGACCCCCAGGACCUUCAGGACGAUCAGUCCUCCGAUGUUCAGCCAGAGCAGGAACAUGAUGAAGGUUUUCCCGAUAAAGAACUGUUCCAUGAUUCGGAACAAGUGAUAGAUGACAUUGAUGUCAAUCGAAUCCCUAUGGCCAAAGAAAGGUUCCUAGAGGAGAUCAAGAAGAACCCGGAAGUGGUUUACGAGGUUAUGAGAGCUAUGCAUGAGCUCGAAAUUAAGGAAACAAAUCGCGCCCAGAAAGCUAUCCGCAUGCUUGAAAAUGAUAUUGCCGAAUUGACUGCUGAACGUAACGCUAUUGCAGUAAAAUGGGCCCUCUCUAGGGAUCGAGCUGAUUCCUCCGGUAGCCACCGAUCUACCAAAAUCUCUGACCCACCAAUGCUUAACAACGGCGAGGACCCGACCUUCGAAAACUGGCAAUUAGCAAAUACCAAGUCUUACCUUUCGGCUUGA
This is a messenger RNA of Aspergillus affinis, 516 nucleotides long. RefSeq lists its product as uncharacterized. NCBI's taxonomy places the organism in Eukaryota, Fungi, Ascomycota, Eurotiomycetes, Eurotiales, Aspergillaceae. The record is from RefSeq and is a predicted model, not a curated record. Bases 1 to 516 code for a protein of 171 amino acids. The transcript has a single exon.